AUGGGCCCGAUAAAUAACUCCAAUCAUGACCUCAAUACAACUUCCUUCCUCAACCUCCCACCCGAACUCCGCCUCAAAAUCUACGAAUACGCCCUCACGGUACCAAACGACUACAUCGACAAACCCCUAAUCGUCAUAAACGACCGUGGCAACGUCUUCACAGUCCGUAAUCGCUACAAAGCCCUCUCAAUGUGUCCAAGCUGGGUCGGCGAAGACGGCACCGCACGCAAUAUCCUCGCAGUAUACCACCAGAUCCACGACGAAGCUGAGAACUAUCUGUACUCACAUCACACGCUAUUUUUCCGAAAUUCGUUCGAUCUAGUUCGGCUAGGGGAUUUUCUGGAUACACUUAGUCCCACGGCGCGGGGAUGUAUUCGUAGUGUGGGAUUCGAGGUUUAUUUAUUUGUGCAUACGCAGAUGGGUGUGCCAAAACGGACGCUUAAGCAGUAUGAGCGUGCGGCGAGAUUACUUUCUGUGAAGUUACCUGAGUGGAAUAAUGUUCUGUUCUAUCUUGAUCCGCGGUUUUAUUAUCCUGCUGCUGCGGCGGGAUGUCGAGAGCCUGCUGCGCGAGGUGUGUUGGAUCUCGCAGCGAAGUUUGGACCGCUGUGUAGGGAUAUUACUUUCUAUCCGUUGUCAACGAGUGAUUAUCGUCUUCUUUGGGAGGCGCAAUAG
Penicillium subrubescens is the source of this 672-nucleotide messenger RNA. RefSeq lists its product as uncharacterized. The transcript has a single exon. NCBI's taxonomy places the organism in Eukaryota, Fungi, Ascomycota, Eurotiomycetes, Eurotiales, Aspergillaceae. The record is from RefSeq and is a predicted model, not a curated record. The coding region runs from base 1 to 672 and encodes 223 amino acids.